AUGCUCCAGACCACCCUCCGCGCCCUCUCGAGGCGCACAGCGGCCGUCGCGCCAGCACAGGUCCGACUCUGCUCCUCCUCCGCCUGCUCGUCCACCCUGCUCAAGAGCGCAUCGCUCAAGUCUCCUUCGCUCGCCUCGUCUUCCACACUCGCAUCGACAUCACCAGCAUCAUCAGCGUUGAAGUCGCUGGAUCAGCAGCAGAGGGGCAUGAAGGUGCGCUCGUCCGUCAAGAAGUUCUGCGACGGCUGCUCGGUCGUCCGCCGCAAGGGGAGGCUCUAUGUGAUCUGCAGCAAGGAUCCCAAGCACAAGCAGCGUCAGGGCUAA
Kalmanozyma brasiliensis GHG001 is the source of this 324-nucleotide messenger RNA. RefSeq names its product Ribosomal protein L36. The coding region runs from base 1 to 324 and encodes 107 amino acids. NCBI's taxonomy places the organism in Eukaryota, Fungi, Basidiomycota, Ustilaginomycetes, Ustilaginales. Gene Ontology annotation, molecular function: structural constituent of ribosome. Gene Ontology annotation, biological process: translation. The record is from RefSeq and is a predicted model, not a curated record. Gene Ontology annotation, cellular component: ribosome. The transcript has 2 exons.